CUCCGAAUUACAUAUGUGUUCCGAUCCCGCCGCCAAACAGAAGCACAAAGUGUUGAUUGAUCAUGCUACUCAACAAUUUGUUUCUGGCCGUCGACAAUGGCAAGGUCGUAGUCUAUGUGGCUGUUCUAAUCAUUACUAUCAUCCUUUACACUGUUUUCAGUAAUCCCUUAGCUCGGCUACCGGGUCCUUGGUAUACGAAAUGGACGUCCAUUGUCCUCAAGUAUAAUAUUAUUAAAGGAAAUAGAGCCUUGUAUGUCCACGACCUCCACAACAAAUACGGUACGCUUGUUAGAGUCAGUCCGACGGAAGUCCAUGUUUCCGACGUCGCUGCAACAAAACAGAUUCACAAUGUCAAAAGUUCAUUCAAAAAAUCGUCUUGGUAUAAGUCGUUCACGCCUCCGACGGUCCUGAAUGUGUUCAAUACCAGCGACAUUGAGCUUCACCGAAAUCUUCGACGGCUGCUUUCAUCGCCCAUGUCAGAGUCGUCGCUGAAGCUUGUCGAAGUGUACAUUCGCCGGAACAUAGACCUAGCCGUCAAAGGAAUUUCCGAGGAGAUAUCAGAACGAGGUGCUGCGGACGUUUUCAAGUGGUGGAUGUUCAUGGCGACAGAUGUGAUUGGGGAACUCAGUUUUGGUGAAUCCUUCAAGAUGCUGGAGUCUGGCAAGAAAAACCAAUACAUUAUUGAUAUCGAAACAAACGGGCUUGCCGGGGGUAUUCGUGGCACCUUCCCAUUUAUGGUAAAAGUGUCAAAAGUGAUCCCAAUCCCUAUUUUCAAGGCGGCAGUUGAAUCUGCGAAGCGCCUACGGCACUACGCGGAACAGUCAAUUGAGCGAUCGAAACGAGUGGCUGCGGAGGACGAGUCUUAUCCCAUGCUUCUUAAGAAACUGUUUCGCGCCGAUGACAACGGACUGUCCGAUAGGGACAUUGUAAACAACGCAAUGGCGUUCAUCAUCGCCGGAAGCGAUACUACGGCUAACACCUUAACAUACCUAACGUGGGCUUUGUGUAAACACCCUGAAGUAAGAGAUGCCUUGGUAGAAGAGCUCCGCUCUCUACCAGAAGGGUUCAGCGAGCAAGAUCUCCGUAGUCUGCCAAGGCUGAACAACGUUGUCAAAGAAACCUUGCGAUUAUACUGCGCUGCACCAUCCGCCUUGCCCCGUAUAGUGCCGGCAGAGGGCGUUGUGUUCUCUGGUCACAGAUUGCCAGGAGGGACGACUGUAUCUACGCAGGCCUACACCUUACAUCGCAAUGCAGAUAUCUUCCCAGAUCCAGAAACCUUCGAUCCAAGCAGAUGGACGGCGCCUACGAAGGACAUGAAAGACGCAUACAUGCCUUUUGGCGGUGGGUCACGAGUCUGCUUAGGACAGCACUUGGCUGAAAUAGAGCUCCGCCUUGCCACUGCAGUUUUCUUCCGUGAGUUUCCUAGUGCUAAGGUUUCCACAAUUGAGGGUAUGAACGAUGGGGAUAUGGAUCCUCAGGUGUUUUUCUUGUUGUCGCCAAAGGGCAAGAGAUGCCUAAUUAGUGGAUAAUGAAUAUUAGAGCGAUGUACAUAGAAAGAAUGGGAU
Molecule: messenger RNA, 1565 nt
Organism: Pseudogymnoascus verrucosus
Lineage: Eukaryota; Fungi; Ascomycota; Leotiomycetes; Thelebolales; Thelebolaceae
Exons: 5
Coding region: 63-1529 (488 amino acids)
Molecular function (GO): iron ion binding; oxidoreductase activity, acting on paired donors, with incorporation or reduction of molecular oxygen; heme binding
Source: RefSeq, a predicted model, not a curated record